GGGUCAUAUUUUAACUCAUGCAAAGGCGCCGCGACCCCGAGCACGAAUGGGGAGUUCCGUGCGUAUCCCUGUUUGGUAUGAAUUACUCCGGCCCCCCCUCCCCAUCACAUUCUUUCGCUCUCACACUCAUUCAACAACGUGAAAGAUUGCGGAGAAGUACUGAGCUUUCUCUCCUCCUCUCCACCGUAACAAAAGAUGGCACGGCUGCUGAAAGCGCUCUGGAGCCGGAGGAGCGCGGGGAUCCUCUUCUGCACGCCGCUCCUCCUGCUCCCUCUUCCCCUUCUAAUUAGAUCGAAGGAGGCAGCAUGCGGUUAUGUGAUUGCGCUGAUGGCUAUCUUCUGGUGCACUGAGGCCUUGCCGCUGGCCAUCACCGCCUUGCUGCCUGCCCUGCUGUUCCCCUUGCUGGGUAUCAUGAAGUCCAAAGAGGUAUGCAUGCAGUACCUGAAGGACACAAACAUGCUGUUUGUGGGGGGGCUGAUGGUGGCCGUGGCCGUGGAGCACUGGAACCUGCACAAGCGCAUUGCCCUGCGGGUGCUGCUCAUCAUGGGGGUGCGUCCAGCACUGCUGAUGAUGGGCUUCAUGGCCGUGACGGCCUUCCUGUCCAUGUGGAUCAGCAACACGGCCACCACCGCCAUGAUGGUGCCCAUUGUCCAGGCUGUGCUGGAGCAGCUCAACCAUGGUGAGGCAGAGACACUGCAGAUCAUGAGCAGAGAUGAGAGGGACCAGCCCCCAGAACCAGACAGCAAGCAGGCGGGGGGACACGUUGCCCCUCAGGAGGCUAUGGAGUGGAAGCAGAUGUGUAAGGGAAUGACCCUGUCUGUGUGCUACGCUGCCAGCAUUGGGGGCACCGCGACUCUCACUGGGACAGGCCCCAACCUGGUCCUCAAAGGCCAGAUGAACCAGCUCUUUCCUGACAAUAGGGAUGUGAUCAACUUUGCCUCAUGGUUUGGCUUUGCCUUCCCCAACAUGAUCCUCAUGCUGGUCCUCGCCCUGCUCUGGCUGCAGUUCAUCUUCAUGGGCUUCAACUUCAGGAAGACGUGGGGCUGUGGGAUGGAGAAAUCACAGAGAGAGAUUGCGGCCUACAGCGUGAUCCGCGAGGAGCUCCGUAAGCUUGGUCCCAUGUGCUUCGGGGAGCUGAGUGUCCUGGUGCUGUUUGUCCUCCUGGUGGCGCUGUGGUUCACCCGGGACCCGGGCUUCACGGCUGGCUGGGCCACGCACCUCUUUAACGCCGAGGCGGAGUAUGUGACUGAUGCAACGGUGGCGGUCUUCAUCGCCGUUCUCCUCUUCAUCCUCCCCUCCAAGGCUCCACGGUUCUGCUACAGGGGCGACUUUCCAGCUGAGUCUUCGCCCCCCAACCCCCCCUGUCCAGCACUGCUCACCUGGAACAUCGUCCAGAAGAAGUUGCCCUGGAACAUCGUUCUUCUGCUUGGUGGUGGCUUCGCCUUGGCCAGGGGGAGCGAGGUCUCAGGUCUGUCUAAGUGGAUGGGCGGCCAGAUGACGCCUUUGCACAGCAUCCCUCCCUGGGCCAUCGCCACUGUGCUCUGCCUCCUGGUGGCCACCUUCACCGAAUGCACCAGCAACGUAGCCACAGCGACCCUCUUCCUGCCCGUCCUGGCCUCCAUGUCUCAGUCCAUAGGAGUGAACCCACUCUAUGUCAUGGUACCUUGCACUCUCAGCGCCUCGUUCGCCUUCAUGCUACCUGUGGCCACACCCCCUAAUGCCAUCGUCUUCUCCUAUGGCUACCUCAAGGUAUCAGACAUGGCCAAGGUGGGCGUGGUCAUGAACAUCAUUGGCCUCUUCUGCAUCACGCUGGCCAUCAACACCUGGGGCAAGGCUAUGUUCCAACUGGACAGCUUUCCGGUCUGGGCCAACGGCACAAGGGUGUGAAAGCCAGCAGAGGGCACCAUUCCUCGAGGGGCUGAGGACCUCAAUGGGGCUUCCACAGUACCACAGCUGACCUGCAGGCGCACUACAGAGAUAUGCUUCUGCAUGAGCUGCGGACAACUGGUCUAUGUCCACCAAAAAAAUACAUUUUUAAAUCUUCAGCAUGGACCUUCCCUGCAUCCCAAACUUGAGCAGGCUACCUCGCUCUGACGUGGCUGUGAUACCCGAACUCGACCAAAUGCAUUCAAAGACCAUCCGUCUUGUCAGGAACCUGUGUUUGCAUCACACUCAUCGGGAGAAUCAUCUUCUGGCUGGACGUUACACCCUUUCACACUGUCUCUGAUUUUACUGAAAGACCUCAAGAGUGGCUGUAGUGGAUUUUUUGUAAUUAUACGAUUUGACUCUGACAGCUGGGUGCCUCUUUAGGGGCUGGAAAAAAAAACAAAUAUUCACAUGCCAACUAAAAAAAUAAUAUGUCAUUAGUCAGAACUAUACAUUUCAAGUAUAGUUUCAUUUCAUUCACCUAGCACUUUGUAUUGAUGAUAAUGAAUAGAAGAGCCAGAUAACCGUGUUAUUGUAUUUCUGGUGGUGCCUUAAUGCAAAGGGUUGAAUUUGAAAUGGCGGGAGGGGGGUGCAAAAUAUGCUAACACCGCAAUGGGCGCACAUGCGAUAGCCACAUCUUGAAAGGAGGCAGUGCAGUGAUCGAGCACAUACAAGGAUACAAGGAGUUCAACGCGGACACUUGUACUUAGGUUGAGUGAAUCCCACAAUAUUUGUUAUUAUAAUUUUAUUAACAAAAACUAUGUAUAAAGUUGAAUAGUUUAAACCAGGGGUGUCAAACUCCAGUCCUGGGGGGCAGAGUCCUGUGUAGCCAAGUUCUUUCCCUGUUCUGCCAUAAAUGACUCGGUUCAAGAGUUGUGUGGUAAUUAGCACAAGGAGUUGAAUCAGGGGAGUUAAAUGAGGGGAAAUCAAAAAUGUGCAGCCCCCCCCCCCCAGUACUGGAGUGACACCCCUAGUUUGGAAAAUACCCUGUUCAAAUCACAGCAGCAGUAAGGAUUAUAAGCAUUCAACAUUCUGUAUUGUGAAUUUACAGGGCAAUCUACUAUAACUUUUCUCUGCCCAGCGUUUCCCACCCUGGUCCCUCCACCUUCCGAGUCCUUUUCCCGUUUCAGCUCCAUGCACACAGUAAUGGUGGCAACUGAACAUAUCUGCUGUGUUUUGAUUUCUAUGCUCCUUUACUCCCUCUUAGUUAUGUGCAGCAUUUCAGAAACAUUUAUCAGCCUUAAACACUGUUUGUUCACGAAUGUACCCAGGUGUCAAUAAAUACAUAUUUUAGGUCUGAAUGUCUUACGGAGAACUGAAUAUGUGCUCGUCUGAGUAUAAGAAAUAAAGACAUGAGGUACUAAU
Molecule: messenger RNA, 3291 nt
Organism: Brienomyrus brachyistius
Lineage: Eukaryota; Metazoa; Chordata; Actinopteri; Osteoglossiformes; Mormyridae
Gene: slc13a5b
Product: solute carrier family 13 member 5b
Exons: 12
Coding region: 196-1887 (563 amino acids)
Biological process (GO): monoatomic anion transmembrane transport; citrate transport
Cellular component (GO): membrane
Molecular function (GO): succinate transmembrane transporter activity; sodium:dicarboxylate symporter activity; citrate transmembrane transporter activity
Source: RefSeq, a predicted model, not a curated record